CACAUCUGCUUAUUCUCCUUCAUCACCUUGCAUUCUUCUGCAAUCCCUCUGCCAAGUCUGGCAGCACAGCAUCGCCAUCCCACCCCGAGACUCACUUACACCAGCAUCAUUGCCCUCAUCCCAACCUUUCCCUCCAACCAGUCUCAAAAUCUAGUCAUCAUGUCGGAGUGGCCCGAGCGAGAUAUCGACAAGAUUGCCAAGGGGUGGUCCAUCGCCAUGCGCUGCUCCAAAGAGCGCCUCAAGCGGGUGUACGGUCUCGAGACGCAGCAGCUGGAUGAUGCCGUCAACCAAGGCCGCGUUGUCCUCGAGACAGUCUGCGUUUUCAUGCACGCCUGUGUCAAGCGUGGACAGUACAAGCUUCCCCUUGAGUUCUGGCGGAUCCUCCAUUCUGAGUACGGCAUCGUCGUCUACCCCUCCGCCUUCACAGAAGACAUUGAGAUCCAAGGGUUGGGCAUGGACGUCACAUUCACAGAGGCUUACCAUGGUCACAUCGUGAUGUUUGGCAGUUGCUGCGGGAGCACGAACCCGCCUCCUUGUCCCUUCGAGAUCCUCACCGAGCCACCUCCGGUCUACCAGAAAGAAACCCCCAAGGUGGAGGCGCCUAAGCUCGACGCACCAAAGGUGGCAUAG
This is a messenger RNA of Fusarium falciforme, 630 nucleotides long. RefSeq lists its product as hypothetical. The record is from RefSeq and is a predicted model, not a curated record. Lineage: Eukaryota; Fungi; Ascomycota; Sordariomycetes; Hypocreales; Nectriaceae. Bases 160 to 630 code for a protein of 156 amino acids. The transcript has 3 exons.